GAGAUCAGAGUUAUCUCCCUUGAAUUCAAGCGCAUUCACUCGUCAUCUUAUCUCGGUAACAGCAAGAAGCACCUUGUCGUGUUAUUAUAAACUCAGUAAACCACCAACCAUGGCUGCUUUGUCGAACGAAGAAAUGCUAGCUGCUCUUCACCAGCCCGAUCCAGCUACCAAAGACUUUUUCUAUCAACAAACUAUGUACCGAGUCAAAGACCCAAAGGCAUCGCUGACAUUCUACUCUAAAGUCUUGGGAAUGAGACUCCUUCAUCGGUUUGACUUUCCACCAUUAAAGUUCAGCUUAUAUUUCAUGGGUUACGCCAAUGAAAAUGAGAUUCCAAAGGACGAAGCUGAGCGGUUUAAAUGGUGCAUGACCAGCAAGACAGCCAUUGAGUUGACCCACAACUGGGGUUCUGAGACUGACGACAGUGUUCAGUACCAUAAUGGCAACAGUAGCCCACAGGGAUUUGGACAUAUUGGUGUUUGUGUCCCCGAUGUUGACGCUGCCUGUAAAAGGUUUGAAGAGUUAAAUGUGCCCUUUAAACUCAAGCUGAAUGCUGGAAAAAUCAAAGGGAUUGCUUUCAUCAUGGAUCCGGAUGGUUACUGGAUUGAAAUAUUUUCUGGUACAAGUGUUACAGCUAAUAUUAACAAAGAGACCUAAAACAUUUUACUAAUAUGCCAAAAAUUAAAGUCUUCCAUCAAUAAUCUUGAUAUAAUAUAUAUUCCUAUUUAGCAACUGCCCCCUUUUUGUUCAUAUUUGACUAAGUUGAUUCCUUAAUUCAACACCUUGUCAAAAUCUGCAAAAAUUUUAAUUGCUUUGCGUUCUUUCAAUUUUCUCCAGCAGAGAGGAAAUCUUAGCAGAGAAUUCUGUGAAUAAAUAAAAUGACCCCCUUUAUUAUCAUUAUAAAUUUGAUGAAGCCAGUUGAUUGGCAAAAUUGUUUGUGCAUUGGUAAAAUUACCCUUGCAAUGUUUGUUCUGGGCCUUUACUAAAGUUCACCACCAAAUUUCCAACAUUGUGACUAAGAAAUUAUUAUUACAAGUUUGAUACAAUAAACUAUGAGUAACAAUUACCAAUGUAAUUGACAUCCAAAUGUGUUGAUACAAACACCUUUUUAAGAUCUUUUUUAAUUACCCAGAAGAAUGGUCUGGACUUUUUCUUUGUACCCAUGUCCUUCAAAGAUUUAUUUUGAUUGAAAUAAAAGUAAAAUAAAAAAAAAUUAUUGAUUAAUA
This is a messenger RNA of Octopus sinensis (East Asian common octopus), 1224 nucleotides long. RefSeq names its product lactoylglutathione lyase. Gene Ontology annotation, molecular function: metal ion binding; lactoylglutathione lyase activity. The transcript is spliced from 6 exons. Bases 110 to 655 code for a protein of 181 amino acids. The record is from RefSeq and is a predicted model, not a curated record. NCBI's taxonomy places the organism in Eukaryota, Metazoa, Mollusca, Cephalopoda, Octopoda, Octopodidae.